Molecule: messenger RNA, 1683 nt
Organism: Anopheles marshallii
Lineage: Eukaryota; Metazoa; Arthropoda; Insecta; Diptera; Culicidae
Product: dnaJ homolog subfamily C member 11
Exons: 6
Coding region: 1-1683 (560 amino acids)
Biological process (GO): cristae formation
Source: RefSeq, a predicted model, not a curated record
AUGGAUGAUAACGAAGAACUAGAUUACGUCGAGGUAGAUUAUUAUGCUACCUUAAAUUUACCCCGAAGUGCUACCCAAGAGGAAAUCAGCAAAGCGUACCGGAACUUGAGUCGAAUUUUCCAUCCCGACAAGCAUGGAAAUGGCGAAAAUAAGCAGAAAGCAGAACUUAUGUUUAAUCGCACGAAAAAAGCUUACGAAGUAUUGUCUGAUCCCCAUCAGCGCGCUAUUUACGAUUCGCUGGGUGUAAAAGGGCUGGAGACAGAAGGUUGGGAAAUAGUGCAUCGUACUAAAACGCCAAAUGAAAUCCGGGAAGAGUAUGAGCGUCUGGCUCAAGAGCGGGAAGAGCGCCGCUUGCAGCAGAAAACCAAUCCGCGUGGAAACAUUUCGGUGCACAUCAAUGCGACAGACUUCUUCAGUCGCUACGAUGACGAAUAUUAUGAUAGCGGUUUGCUACCAUCAAUUGAGGUGUCAGGCAUGAGUAUGUCACAGUCGAUUGAGGCUCCGUUGUCGCGAACGGAAAUAGCAACGCUAUCCGGAAGUCUCCACUUGCAGAAUGGUGUAGGCAGUGGCAAUUUCCUCCUCUCCGGAAAGAGAUUGAUCAACAAGGGAUGGUUCGAAGUUGACUGUGGAGCUGGAAAUGGCCCCGUGCUGGGAGCCAAAGGUUCACGUAAUCUUACGAAUAGGAUUUUCUUGACUGGAGGAACAACUUUCCAUUUUCGGCCGAAUGCAAUCAUACCAGGAUUGACAGGAACUUCAGCAAUACAGCUUGACAAGCACACCGUAGGCUAUCUAACGUACAAUGCUGGACUGCAGAAUUCCAUGUCAACCGUUGUGGAAAGGAACACGGAAAAGUACCAUUGCAAUCUUACUAUUACACUUGGUAUUCCUCAUUGCUACGUAGCUGCAGCUUACACGCGAAAGCUUUUGGAACAAGGCCUAAAACUUCGAGUAGCAUUGAAAGGUGGUACGUUUGGCUUCUUGUCUGAAUGUGGAGCAGAAAAGAAGGUUUCGAAAUACAGCUCUGUAUCAGCGACGGUUUGUGUCGGUGUACCGUCUGGCGUAAUGUUAAAAAUUAAAAUUAUUCGUUCUACACAAACGUACUUGUUUCCGAUUCACCUAAGCGAUGAAAUCAUUCCGGCUGCUAUAUUUUACGCAACCGUAACGCCACUGCUAACAUACUUUGUGCUGAAGAAAAUGCUGUUUGACCCUAUGAAUGAGGCUACAAAGCGGAAAAACAUCGAAAAGGUGAAAGAAACCAAUGGUGCACGAAUGGCGGAAAAGCGUAGAGAGGCAGAAUCGGCAAUUGCAUUGAUGGGCGCAUUGUUCGAGCGCAUUCGUAAAGAUGAGCUUAAAUGCGAAGGUCUCAUUAUCGUGUCGGCCUUGUAUGGUAAAUUUUCGGAUGUGGAAAAUGUCUCUCUGGAAGAGGCGGACGAUAUGGGUUUCGUUCAGCAGAACCCGUUCGUUAUUGACGUUCGGAUUCCUCUACAAUGUAUGGUGAAGGAUUCCCAAUUGACUUUGUAUUCGUCUAGCAAGAGCGAAUUACCCGGUUUUUACGAUCCGUGUUUCGGCGAAGAGAAACAGCUUAAAAUUGAUUACGAGUUUAAAAACAAAUCCUGCAGCUCGGUAUUUGCAGACUGCGACCCCGUUCGCCUUCCGGCGGUUACGAACGAAACAUCCCCAUAA